Daphnia pulicaria is the source of this 2400-nucleotide messenger RNA. Its product is annotated as mediator of RNA polymerase II transcription subunit 15-like. The coding region runs from base 66 to 2297 and encodes 743 amino acids. Gene Ontology annotation, molecular function: transcription coregulator activity. The transcript has 10 exons. Lineage: Eukaryota; Metazoa; Arthropoda; Branchiopoda; Diplostraca; Daphniidae. The record is from RefSeq and is a predicted model, not a curated record. Gene Ontology annotation, biological process: regulation of DNA-templated transcription.
GACAAGUUUGUUUGAGUUUGAGUCUGCAAGUUGAGCAAUCGUCGUUUUCAGCAAACACAUAAAUAAUGGCUUCAGAUGAUUGGAAAAGUCCCGGAUUUCGUCAAAAUGUUGCUGCCAGAAUUGAAGAAGCCAUUCGGCAAUCUGGGAAUCCCACGACAAAGACAGCGAGUGAAAUGGAAACUCACUUUUUCCAGAGGGCCAAUAACAAAGAAGAUUAUCUGAAUUAUCUUGCUCGUCUGCUGAUACACAUAAAAGAAUUGAGUGCAAAGGCUCGAGCUCAAGGUGGUACUGGAGUUGGAGUAGCUGGACCCCAGGGCAAUGUCCAACCGAACAAUCCUCAACAGCAAGGCAAUAUCUCACAACCUCAGAUGAUGAAUCACAUGAAUGUGAGACCACAAAUGAUGCAGAACAUGGGUGGAAUGGAUCAACAGCAGCAAAUGAAUCAAAUGGCCCCCAAUCAGCAGCAGCAGAUGAAUCAAAUGGCCCCAAAUCAACAGCAGCAGCAAAUGAAUCAGCAACAGCACCAACAAAUGAAUCAGAUGGCCAUGAAUCAACAACAGCUAAACCAACAACAGCAAAUGAACCAACAACAAAUGAACCAGCAGCAAAUGAAUCAAAUGGGUGUCAACCAGCAGCAACAACAAUUGAAUCAACAACAGCAGAUGAACCAGUUCAAUCCCAACAACAACCCCAACAUGAACAUUGGCAAUCCUUUGAUGCAGCAACUGGGUGCCCCCAACCAACAGCAACAACAACAACCCCAAGGAAAUGUGGUAAACAACCCAAGUUCGGCCCUCAUCAGCCAGUUGAAUCAGAAUCAACAGCAACAAGCUAUGGGUCCAAUGGGUGGUGGAAUGCCCCGGCCUAGAUUUGCUGGUCCUACUGGCGUUACGGCUACGGCCAAAAUGACCCCUCAGCAGCAACAACAGGUCCAGGCUCAGGCUCAACAACAGCAACAAAUUCUCAACCAGCAGAUGUUGAUACAGCAGCAACGGAAGCAACAGGCCGAAAUGAUUCAAAAUCCAACGACGCCACAACAGUUUGUUGGCGGCCCUGGAGUGCCGUCCCCUGCUCAACAACAACAGCAGUCAAUGCAGCAGCAACAACAGCAGCAACAGCCCAUGUCAUCGGGUAUGACCAGUCACAUGAGUGCCCCAUCUCCGGCCUAUGUCCAUUCACCUGGUAACGUCCAGUUGGUCUCCUCACCGGCUGCAGCAGCCCGAAUGGGCGGCCAACAACAACAGCAACAACAAAGAAGUUUAAGCAGUUUGUUACCUCCACCAUCGCCAAACAUGAUGAAUGUUCCGACUCCAGGAGGCGGAGGCAUGUUGCACACUCCCCAAGGUGCCGGAAUGGGUGGAAUGGGAAUGACUGGAGCGGGAGGUGGAAUGAUGGGCUCCGGUGGAGGUGGAACCGAGGAGCAAAUGUAUUUGGAGAAGGUGAGACAGUUGAGUCGUUUCAUCGAGCCGCUGACGUGCCUCAUCGGCCGUAUCGGCGAUGUGGAUUCCGAGAAGUUGAGCAAAAUGAAAAUCAUGCUGGAUAUCCUCUCCAACCCGUCGAAAAGGAUGCCGAUGGAUACGCUACUGAAAUGCGAGGCCGUUCUAGAGAAAAUGGAUUUCAAAAAGAGUGAAUCCGGAAGUGUGGCACCUCCUUCGGUGGCUUCCGUACCAAGUUUGGGUGUGGCCGUACCAGUGAACAAUCCACCUGCUGCCACUCCGCUUCUCUCGCUGUUGGACGCGAUUGCCAACCAGGCUCGAUCCCCCUACAUCAAUCAUACCCUCCAGCGAACAUUCGCUCCUGCUGUCAAUUCCUUAAUAGGUUGCGACAUCGCAGCGCCGGCGGCGCCCAAGAAACGCCUUGAUUCCGCCGACGAUGACAAGGCUGAUGAAUUGAUGUACACGAUCGAGAGAGAAGUGGCCAAUCUCUACCCUCGUUUCAAGGUUGAUUUGGACCAAUUGCAUUUGUUUGGCUCGCAAGAUUUACACCUGAUUUGUCGACUGGAAGACAAGUAUUUGCCUUCGGUUCCAUCUCUGCGCAUAGUUGUGCCUCGUGACUACCCCAGAACGGCUCCUUUUUGCGACAGUCGCCAACCCGACUACGAUGUCAGUGGCUUCACCCGGACCGUGCUGCAGGGUUUGAGCGAUCGAUUGCGUCACAUGCCGCAUCGCUUCACCGUCAGCCAAAUUUUGAAUUGUUGGGAGAUGGCCCUCCGCCACGCCUGCAAACCUUCCAACAGCAGCAACGACAAUGCAAGUAAUAGGGACAUUAGCGCCCUAACCGUCGCUUUAGGAGUGUGAGGCGUCGCUAAUAUUUCACGCAGUUUAUUUGGCCAUCUUCAACGGGAGACAAUUUUCAACGUUCGUGUAUCAUUUUUGGACACAAUACAAAUCCGCCACCUUC